Molecule: messenger RNA, 504 nt
Organism: Lathyrus sativus (Indian pea)
Lineage: Eukaryota; Viridiplantae; Streptophyta; Magnoliopsida; Fabales; Fabaceae
Source: the annotation of a GenBank genome assembly
AUGUCAUCCUCCUCCUCCGCCUCCAUUUCCUAUAUACUUCCCUCCCCACACUCCAACCUUCACAAAUUCCAAACCUUCACUUCCAACCACUACAAACCCCAAUCCCGUUUUCUCUUCUCCUUCCCCGUAUCCAAAAUCAACAGCGUUAGGAGCCUUAAAACCCGUUGCGCUUCAGAUAAUUCCUCUAGUUUCCAUGGGGUCGAGUUCAUUGUUUCCAUUUUACCAGGAGGCGAUUGGUGGUCAUUACCGAAGCACCGGGAAGACCAUGCAGAACCGGCAGAGGCUAAGCUCGCUCUCCGACGAAUGUUGGAGCUAGUUGCCGAUGAGCGGUGGGUUGCAGUCGUGGCAUUUGGGUCCCUUGUCAUUGCUGCUCUUUCAGAAAUCACCAUGCCAAGUAUACUGGCAGCAUCAAUAUUUUCGGCACAAAGCGGCGAGACUGCGGCUUUCUCUAGGAAUGCAAUGUUUUUGGUUCUUCUAUGUUUCACUUCAGGGAUAUGCAGGUAA